Closterium sp. Naga37s-1 is the source of this 2160-nucleotide messenger RNA. The record is from the annotation of a GenBank genome assembly. Lineage: Eukaryota; Viridiplantae; Streptophyta; Zygnematophyceae; Desmidiales; Closteriaceae.
ACGUGUUUGGAGCUCUGCUGGAUCGCUUUGGUCAUCGCCGUCUUCAUUAUAGGCUGCACGCUCUCGCGCCGUAUCGAAUCCAUGCGCGCUUCUUGUAACGGGGCUGGAGUACAACUCGUCUUCAGCGAGGUGAGCCGAGGAGAAGGCGAAUCCGCCGCGCAUCCCGCCGUUCAAUACGCUGAGCCUCGCACCGUGAUUCUCGGACCCCGUUCACCAAACGAGCUGGAAGGUCAUUCGCCGCCAUCAUCGGAUGGUAGUUUAGAGCCAUCACCUGGGCUUGGUGUGAUACUCGCACGUGACUGGACUCAGGGCGCCUUGCGCAGCUGCAGCAUACGCAACCUCAGCCACGGCAACAGUAGCAGCAGUCCCGGGCCUAGUGUGUCGGAUAAUAAACGCGAUAUUCCCGAAGAAACUUCUCCGCCCAUGGCAAUCGCCGCGUCUGCGCCAGGAGUUUCGCAGACAGGCUGCAACAGGCGUGACCACCGAAACCAGCACGAAGAGGAGGAUGCUAACGCCAGCUUGUUGGAUGAAGGGAUGACCUGGCUCCCACACACCUUGGAUACCGAGGCAUCGCACCAUCAACAGGAAGGAACAUUAGCAUCAGCCACAAGGCGUCUGCUGAUGAUUGCAGAAGAGGCGACGGGGACAGAGGAUCUAUAUUCCGGAGAGGAGAGCUUAAGAGGGCUAACGGAAUAUUCUCUUAGAGAGGAAAGGGGGAGCAGAAGUCGGGAUGUUGCUGUGUAUGUAAUGCCUCUUGCUGCUUCCACCACUGCCAAGGCUGCUGCCUCAGCUGUUGCCGAGCCUGCGCAGGAGCUUCGGGGUGCUGGGCCAGUGGUGGUGGUUGAUAAUUAUGACAGCUUCACUUACAACCUUUGCCAGUACCUGGGUGACCUGGGGUGCGAGCACGUGGUGUACCGUAACGAUGACAUCACCAUUGACGACCUGCAGAAAAUGGACCCCAGGGGGGUGCUCAUCUCUCCAGGCCCUGGCACGCCAGACGACUCGGGCAUAUCGCUGGACGUGGUGCGGCGCCUGGGGCCGACCGUGCCCCUCUUUGGCGUAUGCAUGGGGCUGCAGUGCAUGGGGCAGGCAUAUGGCGGGCGCAUAGUGCGGGCUCCAGGGGGCGUGAUGCAUGGCAAGACGUCACCUGUGCUGCACUCCAUGGCAGAAAGUGACUUGGGGCUGCUGGCUGGACUGCCAAGCCCCUUCACGGCGUGUCGGUACCACAGCCUGGUGAUUGAAAAGGAGACAUUCCCCGAGGACGAGCUGGAGGUGACUGCGUGGACAGAGGAUGGGCUCGUCAUGGCCGUGCGACACAAGAAGUACACCCACGUAGAGGGGGUGCAGUUCCACCCAGAGAGCAUCAUCACAAGCAAUGGCAAGGAAAUAGUGGCCAACUUUCUCAAGACCAUGGAUCGCUACUGGGCACAAAUCCAUCCCUCAGAAAGGAGUCCCCCCAGCCCCGCCCCGCCCUCUGCCAAUGUUUCCCACGGUGGGUCUUGCAAGGCUCUGCCAUUGUCCACCACGGUGGAUCUGCGAGCGCUGGCUGGCAGAGGCGGUGGGGCGAGACAUCACACUCACUCGCGCCUUUCCCGUCCAAACCCCCUUGCAUGCGUUACAUGCCUUGCUGUCCCCCCACACUCCACCGCUCGCCUCAAGAGAGGCCUCUGUGCGCAAGGCCCUGCCCAUGCUCCGCACGGUGGAGCUGAGGGAGCUGGCGGAGGCGGCGUGGCGGGACAUCACACUGGCUCAUCCCAUCCCCCCUCCAACGCCUCCGUGCAUGCCUUCUUGUCCCCUUACACUCCACCGCAGUCCGUCUCACACUCACUCCUUACAAGAGAGGCCUCUGUGCGCAAGGCCCUGCCCAUGUUCCCCACGGUGGAGCUGAGGGAGCUGGCGGAGGCCCAGUCCCACUCACUCGUCUUAAGGGAAUCGGCUGCGCGCAAGGCCCUGCCCAUGUAUCCAACAGUGGAGCUGAGGGAGCUGGCAGAGGCGGUGGGGCGGGACAUCAUGCGCGGCAAUCCCGAGGUGACGUGGAGCAGCGUGAAGGGGCUGGGCGGCGCCAAGCAGCUGCUCCAGGAGGCCGUGUUGAAGGGGCUGGGCGCCGCCAAGCAGCUGCUCAAGGAGGCCGUGGUCAUGCCCAUCAAGUACCCGCAGUGA